Vanrija pseudolonga is the source of this 3432-nucleotide messenger RNA. It is a transcript of the gene gap1, whose product is annotated as GTPase-activating protein. Gene Ontology annotation, biological process: regulation of GTPase activity; negative regulation of Ras protein signal transduction. The transcript has 6 exons. The coding region runs from base 743 to 3214 and encodes 823 amino acids. Gene Ontology annotation, molecular function: protein binding; GTPase activator activity. Gene Ontology annotation, cellular component: cell cortex. The record is from RefSeq and is a predicted model, not a curated record. NCBI's taxonomy places the organism in Eukaryota, Fungi, Basidiomycota, Tremellomycetes, Trichosporonales, Trichosporonaceae.
CAUCAUUGCGCGACCCCUUGUAGCAGCUUUGUAGCCAGGCGCCAGCCAGCCCAGACACGCGCGACCCACACGACGGCAGCGCGGCUCUACUCAAUUCAUCUCUUUGUCAACUCGGUCUCGUCGUCUUUCAUCGCCCUCGUCGUCGUUGUCCACACCACCACCACUCCCAUCACUCAACCUACGCGCCGCGCCGCGCCCACCCCCACACACGGCGCCAGGGCACACCACAGCCUCCGCCGGCAUCCGCCAAACCCCCACACCCGGAGCUGCUAGUAGCACGCCGCAGCGGACUCCGUCGCGUGCGCUCGGCCGCCCCCGCGCCCCCGCUCGCUCGCACCUAACUGCUGCUGCGAGUCCGCACCUCGCCGCCGCCGCCGCAGCUUGUAAAAGCAACAACGCCGCACGCGCGAGCCCGAGCCCUCCGCCCGCUGUGCUCGAGCCCCUCGGCGCACACGCAAAACCCUGCUCAUUUCCUUUUCCCUCCCCCCCACGCACGAGACUUGCUGGGCACAAGGGCCUCACAACGGCGACGCUCCUCCGCACACGCCUGCACGCCUUUAACAUUCUCCAAGCCAGCAGCCAGCAGAGAAGCCAGCGCGCACUGAACACACACACACACACUCGCCCACACGUGUCGUGUUACUCUUGCCGCCAUCGCACCACCACACACAUCCAUCCCCAACUUCAUCACUCAACCCCGCCACCGCCGUCCAACACUUAGCGCUGCCUCUGGCGCUCAUCGAUGGCCGCGCUAACCAUGACCGCUCCGGGCACGCCCCUCUCGCCGCUCGGCACGCUCGGCGCCGCGACAUCCUCGACCCCCUCACUCCCUUCGACCAUUGCCAUCGGUGCCGUCGCCCCCAAAGGCGCCGGCGGGCGGCCUGCAACGUCGGCAGGCGCGCCUGGCGCCGAUCCUUCGGGCUCGGGGGCAGGCUCACCCACCAGGAGAAUAACCAACAGGAUGACAAACCGCUACAGCGUCAACGCCAUGUACUCGCUCGCGGCCGAGCAGGACGUCGAGGUCGAAGACGAGCUUGCCCGCGCCCAAAAGCGCCUCCGCGACCUCAAGACGCGUAUCAGUAGCCAGAGCAAGAAGAACUUUGUUCUCGAACGAGACGUCCGAUACCUCGACUCGCGCAUCGGCCUGCUCAUCCAGAACCGCAUCGCCGCAGAUGAAAAGCGUCAAGUACAGGAGACGCUCGAGGACGUCAACGAGGAGGGUGGAGCCUUCCCAGACUCGCGCAAGCUAUCACAAUACAGCAACCUCUUUUUCCUCCUCCAGUCGGAACCACGGCACGUUGCUUCAUUGUGUCGCUUGGUAUCCUUAACGGAAAUCGACACGCUCCUGCAGACCGUCAUGUUCACGCUGUACGGAAACCAGUACGAGCAGCGUGAAGAGCACCUGCUGCUCACAAUGUUCCAAAGCGUCCUUGCUGCGCAGUUUGAGAGCACCACCGAGUUUGGAUCCCUCCUCCGUGCCAACACCCCCGUCUCCCGCAUGAUGACCACCUACACGCGCCGAGGGCCAGGUCAGGCCUACUUGAAGGACGUCCUGUCGGAGCGGAUCAACUCGCUCAUUGCGCACAAGGAUCUCAACCUCGAGAUCAACCCACUCAAGGUGUACGAGCAAAUGAUCCAGCAGAUCGAGGAGGACACGGGCGCCCUCCCCCCGUCGCUGCCGCGUGGUGUCCCCGCCGAGGUGGCGGCCGCCAAUGUCGACGUCCAGGCCAUUAUCCAGCCUCGUCUGACAAUGCUCAUGGAGAUUGCAGACACCUUCCUGGCAACCAUCAUGGACUCGAUCGAACUCGUGCCCUAUGGUAUCCGCUGGAUCUGCAAGCAGAUUCGAUCUCUCACCAGACGAAAGUACCCCGACGCGACAGACGCGUCCAUGUGCUCGCUCAUCGGCGGCUUCUUCUUCCUCCGUUUCAUCAACCCGUCCAUUGUCACUCCACAGGCCUACAUGCUUGUCACCGAGACUCCCGCCAGACACCCCCGAAGAACGUUGACAUUAAUCGCAAAAAUGCUCCAAAACUUGGCUAACAAGCCAAGUUACUCCAAGGAGGAGUACAUGAUGUCGCUCAACCCCUUUGUCGAGCAGAACAAGACGACCAUCAACCAGUUCCUCAACAACCUCUGCGAGGUCGGCGACUUUUACGAGUCGCUCGAGAUGGACCAGUACAUGGCCCUGACCAAGAAGGACCUCUCCAUCUCGAUCACCCUGAACGAGCUCUACAACACACACGCCCUGUUCCAGCAUCACAUUGACACCUUGUCACUCAAUGACCGUCAUCAUUUGCGCGUGCUCCUGGACGAGCUCGGACCCGCCCCAGCCCAAGUACCGCGUGCAGAGAACAAGAGCUUCCAGUUGUCCCUCUACUCACGAUGGGAGACGCCCAUUCAGGACCUGUCGACUGCACUCGUGUCAGACAGUGUCACGCAAAACGACCUGCACUUUAUGGAAACAAAGUCCAUCUUUGUCCAGCUGCUGCGUUCCAUGCCCCAGCUCGCCGACAGAAGACCCAUCGACCUGCCAGCAUUGGCAGAGCGCGCCGCCACGUCCAAGGACCCCGUGCUCGUCCGCCGUGGUAUCAAGGUCCAGAACCUGCUCUCCGAGCUCGAGGCUGCCGGCGUUGUUGACAAGGGUGACCACUACAAGAUCCUACAGGACGAAGUGUCGAUGGAGAUGGUCCACCUCGGUAACGCCCGCGAAAAGGUCAUUCUCGAGACCCGCUCCCUCGAGGCCGUGUAUCGCACCAUCUGCGACCACAACAACUACCUCCGGUCACAGAUUGAGCAGUACAAGGCCUACCUCGUCAACUCACGCAUGAUGAUGUCCAAGGACAAGGGGUCCGGCGGUGUGGGCGUCGUCAGCGUCAACGGCAAGGAGAGAAAGCUCGGCCGCGCCCAGUCGCUCGGCCCGUACCGCUUUACGCACUCUCAGUUUGAGAAGGAGGGAAUUAUCAUGGAGAGCAACGUGCCGGAGAACAGGCGCGCAAACAUCUUCUUCAACAUUGCAUCCCCCACGCCUGGGACCUUCCUCAUCGCGCUUCACUUCAAGGGGCGCGAGAAGCCCAUUCUCGAGAUGGACCUCAAGAUCGACGACCUGCUUGAGAAGCAAAAAGACAAUGACGCGACGCUCGACCUCGAGUAUGUCCAGCUCAACGUGCCCAAGGUGUUGGCACUCUUCAACAAGCUCUUUGCGAAGCGCAAGUAACCAUCCUCUUCCCUCCCCCGUAUCCCGAUCCCGGUUGUUUCUGGCCUCCCUAUCACCCGUCACCCAAUUGUCGUAUUCCCAGCCCAGUGGCACCUUGAUACCCCCUAUACCCUCCUAGGUCGAUUAAAACUACUCUCGGCCGCGUCCGUAUUCUCUGUUGCUGUGGUAGAUGCGGCGCGCUGCGCGCAUGGUCGCGACAUGUACUCGUCAUUAAAUGG